CUUUCCUUCACAGCGGGCAGUGAGUGGUUGGGCCACAUUCCUUUUUUUUCAGCGGGCGUACCGCACUUACUCAACUUCUGGCUGCACACGCCGGCAGCCUCCCCUAUCACCCGCGACCAGUCCGACCGCCAACUUUCCCAGCACAGCCAUGAGAUCUCACGCGCUGCUUGCGCUGGUCCUGUGCAUCUUUGCAGCCUUUGCCGCUGCUUGGACAAAAGAGGAUCAUGAAAUCUUCCGUCUCCGCGACGAGGUGAUCAAGUCCGAAGGCCAAAACAUCACCUUCUACGACCUCCUCGGCGUCAAGCCCAGCGCGUCCCAAGACCAGUUGACCAAGGCUUUCCGCAAGAAGUCGCGCGACCUCCAUCCCGACAAGGCCCGCCAGAUCUUUGUUGCCAACUAUGCCAAGAAUAACAAGAAGAAGGGAACCUCGGUCGGCAAGCAGCCCUCCAACAGGGAGAUUGAAGCCCAUGUGCAAAAGGUCACGGCCGCCUACCAGCGGCUGUCCGUCGUCGCCAAGAUGCUCCAGGGCCCUGAGCGCGAGCGCUACGAUCACUUCUUGAGGAACGGCUUUCCUGCAUGGAAGGGCUCUGGCUACUACUACGACCGCUUCCGUCCUGGUCUUGGUUCCGUCAUCAUUGGUCUUCUCACCGUCAUUGGUGGUGGUUUCCACUACUUUGCACUUGUCAUGGGCUGGAAGCGCCGCAGGGAGUUUGCAGAGAGAUACAUUCGACAGGCACGCAAAACUGCCUGGGGUGACGAGACUGGCCUCCAGGGUAUCCCCGGGAUUGAUGACACCCCUGCGCCCGUCAACGCCCAGCAAUUCGAGAGCACUGAGUCCCCCGAUGAUACUCCAGAUGAGCAAAUUCCCCGAAACCGCCGUGAGAGGCGCGCCAUGGAGAAGGAUGCUCGCAAGCCCAAGAAGGUCCAAGCUACAAAGAAGGCGCGCACCGAUGGUAUCAGUGCUCCUGCUGAGCCAGAGGUUGUUUCGGGUCCCCAGGGAGCCAAGAAGCGCAUUGUUGCUGAGAAUGGUAAGAUUCUGGUCGUCGACUCUGUCGGCAAUGUCUUCUUGGAGCACGAGACCGAGGACGGUCAAAAGGGCGAGUUCUUGAUUGACCCUAACGAGGAGCCCAAGCCUACCAUCUACGACACUCUCCUGUUCAAGCUCCCCAAGUUUGCCUACAACCAGUCUGUUGGACGUGUCCUUGGCAAGAAGCAACUGGUCGAUGAGCCCCUGCUUGACUCGUCUGGUCUUCCUGAGGAUGAAGCCGCCAUUCGCAGUGCUACGGCCUCCAACCUCAACGGCGAGGCCAGGAAGCGCAAAGCCAUUGCCAGGAAGGCAAGAUAGAUAGUCAAAUGCGUUCCGCAGAGCAGCACGUGUUAUGUUGGGUACAUGACAAAAAAUGUUUUUGGAUCUAUGCUUGAUGCGUGGUAGAUCAAAAAAAAGAAUGUGAUGGGUAUCAACGUGUGGAAGGCGCAUGUAUGAUAUGACGAUAGACCAAGAAGAAAAAGACGUGUUCACUU
Molecule: messenger RNA, 1521 nt
Organism: Exserohilum turcica Et28A
Lineage: Eukaryota; Fungi; Ascomycota; Dothideomycetes; Pleosporales; Pleosporaceae
Exons: 3
Coding region: 149-1345 (398 amino acids)
Cellular component (GO): endomembrane system
Source: RefSeq, a predicted model, not a curated record